AUGUCCACCAAAUCGCUUGCGCUGACGUUGGUCCGCCCACGGGUCCUGGAGCUUCGUCAAGUGUUUCAAGAUGAGCGACUUCGAGCUGGCCAAUUGUUGGUCCAAGUGGAGUAUAGCAGUGUCCAGCCACUGGAUGGAGAGAUGUUCAACUGCUCUGGAGCCUUCGAAGCGCUUCAGACUCCGCAUGUCAUGGGCGUGGAGGGUGUGGGAGUUGUCUUGAAGUCCUGCAGUGAUACUAUCCCCGAAGGGGCGAGGAUAGCUUUCCUCCUACGAAAGUUCUUCAAUGAUGACCGCCAUGGAGCUUGGCAGAAGCGUUUGGUCUUGGAUGAAGAGCGGGCGCUCAUCCUGGCGGUGCCUCCCGUGGUGGGACUGAAUCAGAUUGCGGCCUGCACCACUUCCACGGUGGCAGCUCUGGCUUUCCUGAAACCCUUUGCCCAUGGCUCUCAGAUCAUUGUGACGGGGGCCUGCGGAGCCGUGGGCUUGGCAGCCAUGCAGCUGGGAGCACUCAUGGGACAUAAGAUGGUGGCCUUCGUCCGUGGUCCGGAGCGAGCAUCCUGGUUGGCCAAGGUUCCUAUUGCCAGCUACAAACUGCCAGAAGAUUCCCAGAAGAUUCAUAAGAUGUCAGUUGGUGAAGCAGAUGACUGGGCUGUGGCUGGCACAGAUUCACCAGUUCCAAAUGGCGGACUCUCUAUGGAUUUGCUCGCAGCGGCAGUGACGGGCCUUCAGGCGAAGAUCGAGCUGCUGGAGGUCAAGAUGAAGUCAAAUCACCAGGAAGUCAUGGACCGCUUGGAACAGAUGGAACCCAACCGCCAGGUAAAAGCGCUGCACUUCCUUGAGAUGCACAAGAUGGGGGCUGACUUCGCAAGCAUCAUCACUGCCAGCCAGACGAUCGCCAAGUUGGAUGACAUCGUCAAGAACAUGAAAGACAUGAAGCAAGAUAGGACGGAUUCAGCUCCAGCCGAGACAGCCUACUUCACAGUUCAGUGGGACUACAAUGGCGGCCAUCCAUACAAAUUCUUUUCCAAUUACCCCUUGACCUCCACGCCAGGCCAGUUAUUGGCAGAAGUGUUUGCUGACAUUUGCAAUCGAGACCAGGCUGGAAUCAUUGACAAAUGCUUGAGGUGCAAGCCCCUGCUCAUUCUGCGCGAAGGAAAGUGCCUGAAUCAAAAUCCGGAGGCACCCAUUCGUGAGCUGGGUGUGAAGGACGGUUCUGAGAUUGUGUUGAAAUUCGAGUAGAAAGAUGUGGCAAUGGC
Messenger RNA from Cladocopium goreaui, 1253 nucleotides. Lineage: Eukaryota; Dinophyceae; Suessiales; Symbiodiniaceae. The record is from the annotation of a GenBank genome assembly.